This is a messenger RNA of Lepus europaeus (European hare), 2135 nucleotides long. It is a transcript of the gene SLC39A7, whose product is annotated as solute carrier family 39 member 7. Gene Ontology annotation, cellular component: membrane. The coding region runs from base 137 to 1552 and encodes 471 amino acids. NCBI's taxonomy places the organism in Eukaryota, Metazoa, Chordata, Mammalia, Lagomorpha, Leporidae. Gene Ontology annotation, biological process: zinc ion transmembrane transport; intracellular zinc ion homeostasis. The record is from RefSeq and is a predicted model, not a curated record. The transcript is spliced from 8 exons. Gene Ontology annotation, molecular function: zinc ion transmembrane transporter activity.
CUUCGGGGCUGCCGGGGUGCCGGGUGCCGCCAUAUUGGUAAAGGUAUCGGGGGAGCGUCCCUCUUCUCGCGGGAGCUGGAGGCGUGACUGCCACGUCCGAGCAAGCCGCGAAAGGAGAGGACUCCGCAGCCGCGUGAUGGCCAGAGGCCUGGGGGCCCCCCACUGGGUGGCCAUGGGGCUGCUGACCUGGGCAGCCUUGGGGCUGCUGGUGGCUGGACACGGGGGUCAUGGCGACCAGCACGAGGACCUGCAAGAGGACUUCCAUGGCCACAGCCACAGGCAUUCACAUGAGGAUUUCCACCAUGGACACAGCCAUGCCCAUGGCCAUGGCCACGGCCACACUCACGAAAGCAUCUGGCAUGGGCAUACCCACGGUCACGACCAUGGACAUUCACAUGAGGAUUUGCACCAUGGCCAUAGCCAUUCCCAUGGCCACUCCCAUGAGAGCCUCUACCACAGAGGACAUGGACAUGACCAUGAGCAUAGCCGUGGAGGCUAUGGGGAGUCUGGGGCUCCAGGCAUCAAGCAGGACCUGGACACUGUCACUCUCUGGGCCUAUGCACUGGGGGCCACAGUGCUGAUAUCUGCAGCGCCGUUUUUCUUCCUCUUCCUUAUCCCUGUGGAGUCAAACUCCCCCCGCCAUAGCUCACUGCUCCAAAUCUUGUUAAGCUUUGCUUCUGGCGGACUCCUGGGAGAUGCCUUCCUGCACCUCAUCCCUCAUGCCUUGGAACCUCACUCUCACCACACGGUGGAGCAGCGCGGCCAUGGACACUCACACAGUGGCCAAGGCCCCAUCCUUUCUGUGGGACUGUGGGUUCUCAGCGGAAUUGUCGCCUUCCUUGUGGUGGAGAAGUUCGUGAGGCAUGUGAAAGGAGGGCAUGGACACAGCCAUGGACAUGGACACACUCACGGCCACGGGAGUCAUGGACGUGCGAGGCAGGAGUGCCCUCCAAAGGAGAAGCAGAGCUCAGAGGAAGAAGAAAAGGAAGGAGGGGUGUUGCGGAAGAGGAAAGGAGGAAGCACGGGGCCCAAAGAUGGGUCGGUGGGAGCUCAGAACCCUGAGGAAGAAAAAACAGGCUCAGAUCUGCGUGUGUCCGGGUACUUGAAUCUGGCUGCCGACUUGGCACACAACUUCACAGAUGGUCUGGCCAUUGGUGCUUCCUUUCGAGGGGGCCAGGGGCUGGGGAUUCUGACCACAAUGACCGUCCUGCUGCAUGAAGUGCCCCAUGAGGUUGGGGAUUUUGCCAUCUUGGUCCAGUCUGGCUGCAGCAAAAAGCAGGCGAUGCGUCUACAACUACUGACAGCAGUGGGGGCACUGGCAGGCACAGCCUGUGCCCUUCUAACCGAAGGAGGGGCAGUGGGCAGUGAUGGUGCGGGGGGCGCUGGUCCUGGCUGGAUUCUGCCGUUCACCGCAGGUGGUUUCAUCUACGUAGCAACAGUGUCCGUGUUGCCUGAGCUGUUGAGGGAGGCGUCACCAUUACAGUCACUUCUGGAGGUGCUAGGGCUGCUGGGUGGUGUUGUCAUGAUGGUGCUGAUUGCCCACCUUGAGUGAGAGGUGAGAUGAACUGCCCCCACCCCCUGCUCUAAACCUCUUCCCCUAACUCCAGGUCAGAGCUCUGGAGACCGGGGGUCUGGCCAGGGGCAUCUGCCAGAGGAAGGCAUUGCAGUCUCAGAGAAUGGAGACUUCGGCAUUUGGGCCUUUAAAAUUUGGCUGGGGGCUCUAGAGGUCAGAAAGCUCGGCCAGAGGGACCAUUGUGUUGGGUACUGAAUGGGGCCAUGAAGAAGGCUGGCAGGGAGGCGAUGAUGGCAGCUGAUGGCGGUGUCCCCUACCCCACUAGUUCUCAGAGGACCAAGCUGCCACACGUAGGAGUUCUCCAAGGUCCAUCUCCCUCUCCCACCGGUUUCUGGAGGCUUCAAAGGAAGACCAGAACCCUGGACAGAGGGAGGAACCAGAGGAGCAAGGGGAUAAACAUCAAUCGUGUCCUGAUUUGGGAGUGAUUGGGGGCUGGGGGUGGGGAGAGGGUCAGUUGGUAAUCUCGCCUGAUUUUUUUGUUGGCUUGUUUGUAUUCAUUUUGUAUCACUGUGUUUGAAUCGAGGGGGAGGGGUGGUGACCUGAAAUAAAGUCUUUGGAUAUU